AUGUCGCUACUGAACACAACGCUUCAGACUUUGGUGGUUCGUCUUCGCGAUAUGUCAGGGAAUGUGACGCAGCAAAAGCUUCAUAAUCGAGUUUUUGACGCGUACGAGGCGAAGUCUCUUGUGUUUGAGGCCAUUUCACCCGAGCAACAGGCCGUUAUGCAGCAAUUUGGAACGAUUCCCUCUCAACACCCCGCAGGGCAGCCGGUGCUCCUUGACGGCUGGGCAGAUCUUCUUACCGUUCAUAGGGAAGAUAAUCUCUACCAGCUGCUGCCGCGCCGAGCGAAAAACAACGCCAGCUACAGCACCAUGAGAGCCAUUUGCUGUAGUGCGGGCUCCCCGUUCACGAUGGACCAUCGCGUGGACCCCAUAGACUACAAGUUUGUUUUUCGCGCGGCGGAUAUGGAGGUGCGGAACAAGUUUAAUGCGACAAAUCAGGACAAAAUUCCACCCACCAUCUGGUUUGACGGUAUUUUAAGCGCCCCCAAUGAUUCCGGUCUUGUCAGUUGCCAUAAUUCUCUAUCGCCAGCUCACAUCAACAACUUAGCAGGCACGUACCAGUUUCUCAAGGAGUGGUCAAAUGAGCCACCGGAGGGUGACCGUCACCGGCAGUUGAAGGAGAUGUACUCCAGUCUCUUGUCAAAGCGUACACACCUCUUUAUUGGUUCAUCUUCUGUUCCAGGAAGGGAAAUUCUCAAUUACGCCAGGUCGAAGAACGUCUUUGUUUACGCCAAGAGAGGGAUGCACUACGUCUUUCAUGCCUAA
Trypanosoma cruzi is the source of this 762-nucleotide messenger RNA. RefSeq lists its product as uncharacterized. NCBI's taxonomy places the organism in Eukaryota, Euglenozoa, Kinetoplastea, Trypanosomatida, Trypanosomatidae. The record is from RefSeq and is a predicted model, not a curated record. The transcript has a single exon. The coding region runs from base 1 to 762 and encodes 253 amino acids.